Molecule: messenger RNA, 1512 nt
Organism: Peronospora farinosa
Lineage: Eukaryota; Oomycota; Peronosporomycetes; Peronosporales; Peronosporaceae
Source: the annotation of a GenBank genome assembly
AUGACUCCCCCGAGGCUUGCAACGUCACUAACGUUACUCGCUAUCAGUGUAACUGCCUCUGACUGGCAUGGUGUAUCGCCUGAAUUACAGCAAAAGCUUCGUAUCGCAUCGAGUUUUACCUGUGACAAUGGACAGCAGCGUCUUGAUCUUUUGCAGUUAAAUGACAACUAUUGUGACUGUGAAGACGGUAGCGAUGAGCCCGGUACGUCGGCAUGCUCACAUACAGCCGCUGUCUUUCACUGUGUCAAUGCUGGAUACUUUUCUGCUGAUAUCCCAACGUCACGCGUCAAUGACGGCGUCUGUGACUGCUGUGACGCCUCGGACGAGUACGCAAGUGGUGCGUCCUGUGCUUCGAAUUGUUACAAAGUGAUGCAGAGCUUCAAAGCGGACAAGAGUGACCUGAUUGAGCAGGUGGAACAUGGACUGAAAGAUCGUGUUGCAUUGGUGACGAAGGCCCAGAAACUUUGGGACGAAGAGGAGAAGAAAAAGCAGCAGCUUGAGACUUCUACUACGUCACUACGUAUGAUAGUGGAGCAAGUAGAAGUGAGGAAGCAGCAGGAGGAACGUCUGGAACAGGAAGAGAAAGAGCGUCUUGUUGCAGCGCGUAAACAUGAAAUUGUGACUCAAUUGGGACUACUGGAUCUGACGAAAGAGCAGCUGGCAUCAAUCAUUGUGGAGAUUGGACGUGGGGGCAUGUCGGCCAAGCAAGAGCUGCUGUCGAUUAUUCGGAAAGAACGCGAGGAGACGCAACGUAUUGAGAAGGCGAUCGAACAGCGUCGGAAAGACAAGGAAGAGAAGGCUAAAGAAGCAAAGGAAGCACUUGAGAAAGCAGCGGCUGCUGCUGACGAUGACGAAACUGAGGAGGAAGACUUGACGCUGCCCGAAGUAGAGAGACAUCCUUUUGAUCUUCUGUAUGACGAGCUGGCUGCCAGCGAGCGCUAUGAACGAAACCAAGCUGCAGUGGUCCGGAAGCUGCACGAAAGUAAAAAGGAAGAGCUCAAGGAGGAGGAAAACAAGCUCAUUGAGGUGCAAAAGUUGCUGGACAAAGACUAUGGUGUAGACAACCUAUUCUUUGGAUUGCGCGACGAGUGUGUGGAAUCCGACGCUGGACAGUACAAAUACAAGGUCUGCUUCUUCGGUAAGGCGACUCAGGACUUUACCAAGCUGGGCGAUAUGGAGGACAUUAAAGGUCUCAAGAUGUCAGACGGCAAGGGAUCUGGUAAGAGCUCUUCUAUCUCACCUGAAGACUUUGGAACUAUUGUGAAAGAAAUCAAGUUCUCGAAUGGCGAAAAUUGCUGGAAUGGCCCAAAGCGAUCGCUGACAGUGAAACUGGAAUGCGGUCCAGAGCCGAUGAAGCUCUAUGACAUUGAGGAGCCCAGUACCUGCGUAUACAUUGCAAAAUUACGCACACCGGCUGUAUGUAGUGAGGACGAUCGUGAACGGAUCCUGACGUCAAGUGACGCACGAAAUGCACCUCAUCACAUUGAGAUUGAGGUUCCGCCCACGCUGUAA